Thlaspi arvense is the source of this 1354-nucleotide messenger RNA. NCBI's taxonomy places the organism in Eukaryota, Viridiplantae, Streptophyta, Magnoliopsida, Brassicales, Brassicaceae. The record is from the annotation of a GenBank genome assembly.
AUAUAUAUAUCUCCUCUCAUAUUUCUCUUUCUUUCACCAUCUUUAAACGCCUAGUUCUCUCCCUCUCUCUCUCUCUUUUCAUAUAAGACAUUCAUAAAAUCACAAUAAAUAUAACAAACCAAGAAGGGUAAAAUGAGCAUUCAAUUCAAUAUGAGUAAUGCUCAAGAGUUGGGUCGAGAGGGGUUUAUUUGGGGCAUAUCUAGUUCUGAUGAUUCCGGAAGCGGAUGCAGAAGAAUGGAGAAGCAACCGUCUCCGCUGCAACCUUCUCAUCCAUUGGAAAUUCCGAUUUCGAUGGAUAAGAAUGUUGCAAAAGGAAAAAAAAGAACGAAGAGAAAUGAGAAAAAUCAUGGAGAAGAAUCACCUGAUCAUGAAAUACAUAUAUGGACGGAGAGAGAAAGGAGAAAGAAGAUGCGGGACAUGUUUUCUAAACUCCAUGCUUUGCUUCCCCAACUUCCUCCUAAGGCAGACAAAUCAACAAUCGUAGACGAAGCAGUGAGCUCAAUCAGAUCCCUUGAACAAACUAUACAAAAUCUCCAUAUGAAAAAGCUUGAGAGACUUCAAUAUUCUUCUGCUUCAAACACAACUCCAACUACUGCUACUUUCAUUCCAUCUUCAUCUUCUUCUCCCACAACUCUUCCCACACCAAUCUCAAACCAUUCCCAGAUCCUUACCCUAGGCACCGCUGCAUCAGAUUCUUACUCUCGUGAAGCUUUCUUGGCUGAUCAGAUAUCCUCUUCCAGCACGAAGCUGCCUUACCCUUGUGAUGACCCGACCGCUGCGUUCGAUAUUUGGUCCUCACGUAACGUCGUGCUGAAUAUCUGUGGGAAUGAAGCUUUCUUCAAUCUGUGUUGCUCUAAAGACAAACCAGGGGUUUUCACUAACGUUUGUUACGUAUUUGAGAAGUACAGCAUUGAAGUUUUGUUUGCUAAUGCCUCCUCUAAUGUUUUCCGGAGCACUUACAUGAUCCAAGCACAGGUAAAUCCGAGUUACAGGAAUCAGUUAUUGGGAGAUGGAAUCGGAGUUGGGGAAAUUUUCAAGCAGGCUGCUCAAGAACUGGUCGUAUAUUUUUCAUCUCCUUGAAUCAUAAAUGGCUGCUUCGGUUUUAAUUUUAUUGUCAGUUUUAAGUACUUUCAGAGUUUGUUUUUUCGCAAAGUCCCAUCUUUUUCGAUGUGACUGCAGAGAUUGGUUUGGACUUUGCACUUUAAAACCCAUUAUCUAUAAAAUCAAACAAUUAAAAGAAUAAGUGAAGAAAUAGCUUCUUCGAACAUUGUUGUCUAGUGACUUUUUUUUUUUUUAUAUUCCAGAAAUUAUGUUUUCUUUUCUUAAUCAAUGAAUUGGCAAAUAUUGUCCAGUA